GCUGUCACACUCAAGUAUUCCCACACACACUUACGCAUCCACGCACACACACGGAGCCGGAGUAUAGCCGCCGCCGCUGCACGUCGGGAGCGCGAGAGAGCGGUCCGUUCUCGCUGGGCACCGGAGGAAAAAACGGCUGGUUGAUUUCGCUUCGUCUUGGCUUCGUCGUGACUUCAGUUUUGGGGCUAAAGAAACGAGACACGAACGGGAGCGGGAGAGGUGGAGCAUGACCAUCUCUGUCUACAUCGCAAGCCACUUUAAACGAAAACAUCUGGACUAACAUAGCUUCUUGAAUACCACGUUUCACAAUUGGCGUUGUCCUAUCCAAAAACUUCCUUUGCUUUCCUCUUGAGAUUUGGAGACGUAGCGACUCGGAGUGACUGGCCCACACUGAGCAAGCUUCAGCCAACCAUCUGCGACCCAUCUUUUACUAUUUCACAUCUGCUUCAAAACCAAUCCAAAUAGAAAAAUAAGGGGGACUUUUGUCAAAUCACUACCCAUGGGAUGUACCGGCACCGGGGGUAUGACGGUGGUUGAAGUCUCCCCCAGCUUUGAUUAGGCCUCUGGGGGCACGGGUGAGGAGGGAUGGGUGAUGAGACCCCCAGCUGGAUGUUCCGCUGUGGCCCCCAUCACGACUGUCAUUAGUGGGUAAUGAAGGGCUGUUAAGAGGGGAGCCUGUGGAGAGAGGAGGGACUGUACAUCUGCUAUUCACAGCUUUGGAGAUUUUAAACAUUUCUGAAGAGGAGAGGAUUGUGACGAAUUUAAAGCAUUUCUUGGAUUAUUUUUGAUAUUUUUUUUUUUGGUUUGCUGCAUUGUUUUAUUACUGCAAAUUUUGGAGUUCAAGUUUUUCCUUUUCUAUUUGCUUGGCUGCAAACAUUUUUAUCCUGUCUUGGGACUUGUGCAACAACUAAUCUAACCAUUGCGAACUGGAUUAUUUCAUUAAAUUUAAAUUUUUAGUUUUUAUUUCAAGAUGACCCUUAACUUUUUCUUCCUAUCAACUGGAUGAAAAUAUCACUUUUAUAAUUAUCUUUUGUUGACAUUUCAUUUGGACAUUCGCAAUCAUGGCAGCUGCAUAUCGUGUUGUGGUUAGCAGUAUAAGCUGUUACAAUAGCGUGGUAGUGGACAGGCGCGCCCACUCCCAUGCCGUGCACUACUGCUCUGGGCCAUGUGGGGCGCUAUCACAGGGACUGGACUGCACCCUGGCCCAUAGAGGAACCUGCUCUGAGCUGCUUGUUGCUCCAGAAAUAACAUACAAAGAUGCAAACAACGCAUCCGUACAGUCUAGAAAUAUCGGUCAACAUUUGUCCAAUCAUGGUAAAAGCAUUUCAAUAGAUAGCGGGUACAGCAGUGGUCUGGAAAGAGCUGGGAGCAGUGGUAAUUUGUCCAUAGGCGAAGACACAUCCACAUUGCGAAGUAAAAAAGCAUCAAGUGGAUCUAUUGGGAACUUGUCCGGCAGUUUAAAGGAUAUCACCGAAGAAGCUAUUAAUUUAGCCAGUGGGAAGCUAAAAGAAUUCUCCUUUGACAAGCUCCGCCUCUCAUCCUCAAAUCAUGUCACUUUUAGAAAAGGGCGGAAAGUGCGUCCGGAUUCGUUCAGUCGGCGGUCCGCAGACUUGGAGAUUAUCUAUGGGCACUUUAGCUCCACUGUCACUUCUAAUGGCGCUGCUAAUGGGAUGACGAAUGGGCUAAGUACUUCCAAUGAUGAGAAUGUGCAGUCAUUUGGGUUAGGUAAAAGCUUAGAGGAGGCCAAACAGAAAGGAAACUCAAGCAACCUGUCCACUAUUACCAAAGCAAGCGGGGGCUCUACUGGAAGCCUCCCUAGCAUCAGCUCCCUAGACCAGAGCAUGAACACGAUUACGUCCUUGUAUCGUAGCACCAUGGGGGAGGAGAAUCUCAUCGCUCGUUUGCUGGAGAAAACGCGAGCGGAGGCGGGCAGCGGUGGAGGGGAGGAUAUCCGUGCGUGUUUGGACAUCCUGCUCAAAUGCUCGGAAGAUUUGAAGAAAUGCACCGAUAUUAUCAAGCAGUGCAUUCGCCGGAAAGCAGGCGGCGGUCACGAAGAUGGAGGAGCCAGCCCUGAUAGUGUGUACCGAGCGAUGAUGACGAGACUUAGUUCCUAUCUGAAAAGACUACCCUUGGAUUUGGAAGGCCUCAGCAGUGGGCAAGGGCAUAGCGAGCUUGCGGAGUUGGUGAACAGUCUUCACUCACUUCAGCAAUCGCCUUUCUCGCCAAUUUUCGGCAACGAACAACCACCCCGCUACGAAGAUGUAGUCCAGUCCCCUCCCAUAACAAAAUCAUACAUCUCUUCGUCCUUGAAACCAGAUUCUAACACGAAAUCACCCAUAAGUUCUCCAUCACGCACUCCUACACUUACAAAUGGUCUACAGCAUUCGUCAGUAAGUCAACACACAUUAACUGUCCCAUCUGUGACGUACUCUUCAUCAAGCUCUUCGUCCUCCCCCUCUCAUUCGCCUCUCCGCACCUCUCCUACGCCUCCGUACACGCACACACCCCCAGCAUCCCCAAUGGAGGCCCUGUAUAUCGAAGAGGAAGACCCGCCUGAACAAAUGGUCGAAAUUCCUCCAAAACAGUCAAGUAACGUAAAUGGGCCUGUGCUAAACCAGCAAUUUCAUAUGUCAAAUAAUCCACAAGUUAAUUCCAGCUAUAGUCCAAGCUGGCCUCCUGCUUCUACCCCACCAAAUCUGGCAACGCCUCAACCUGUUACGCAUAGAAACGAAGAUAUUGACAAGCUGUUGAUGGACUUAGAAAACUUAUCGCAAAGUAUGAGCAACCCGCCACUUCCAGCAAAGACCAGGAAGCGGGAUAAACUCAGUAAUAAUGAUGGUUUCGCUCAACCCAAAUCAACGCAAUUUCAAAUCCAGAAGCCUGUAUCUAUGAAUGGGCCCAGGUCAAAGUCUCCAAUUCCUGUUGCCUUGUCCCACGUUGAACCAAGCAACCAAGGUGGAGUUGGCGAGGAGGAAGACGGAGCGCUUUUGAUGAGGAUUUUGGAAAGCAUUGAAAGUUUCGCUCAAGAACUGGUUGACUCUGGGGCUGGGAGUACAGGAAGUGCUGAAAGAAGUAGUGGCAAAGAGAGAGAGGUGAUGAGGUUGCUUCAAGAUACGUUAGCAUCUACUAGCAGGUCAAAUACCCCGCUAGAAAAUUUGCUAAUAACAUCAGAUCCUGUUUCAAGUGAAAUACCGCCAGCUAUCCCACCAAAACAGUCCCACUUAACAACAUACAUGUCCGAAAGUGCACCUGAACCUUUGCCUGGUUGCCAGAUUGAAACUCCCCCUAAACAAGUGCCUCUCUCAAUCCCAGAACCUAUUCUUCAAGUCACAGAAGCACCUACAGUUACUGAAGUUACCAUAUCAGAACCGUUGCCGAAAUCAAUAGACUCCUCCACACCUGCAAGCUUGCAUUCCUCAGCACCUCUGACUGUAUCAGAGCCUGUACCCGAAGCUCCGCCCCACGUUUCCACGACAACAGCAGAACCAGGAAGUGAAGGGGCCAAUGUGUCCAGUGUGGUGAAAGACAGUGGGUCGACUCUUCUCAUCCAGCAGACUCCAGAAGUGAUCAGGGUUCAGUCCAAACCAGAGAAGAGACCAAUCACCCCUCCUGCCGCACCUGCCCCAGCGGAGCUCACGGUCAUCCCAGCAACGCGCACCCCCAGCCCGCCCCCCGUCCCGGUCAUCGUCACCCCACCCCCUCCCGCCAUCAACAUUCCCAGAUUCUACUUCCCCCGCGGGCUUCCUGUGAUAGGCUCCUCCCCCAACCAUGACGCCACCAUCGCUACCAUAGAAACCGCCUUCACCGAGUUCGAGGACGAGAAGGCAGACAUUUACGAGAUGGGGAAGAUAGCCAAGGCAUGUGGCUGUCCACUUUACUGGAAGGCCCCCAUGUUCUACGCAGCAGGAGGAGAGAGAACCGGCUUUGUCUCUGUUCACUCUUUCAUCGCAACAUGGAGAAAGUUGCUGCACAGUUGCCAUGACGACGCGUCCAGAUUCAUUUAUCUGCUGGCCAAACCCGGGUGUAACUUCCUGGAGCAAGAGGACUUCAUCCCUCUGCUUCAGGACAUCGUGGACACACAUCCUGGACUGACGUUUCUGAAGGAUGCACCUGAGUUCCAUUCCCGCUACAUCACGACGGUGAUUCAGAGGAUAUACUACAUUGUGAACCGUUCCUGGUCCGGGCGCAUCACCACAACGGAGCUGCGGAGGAGUAACUUCCUUCAAACUCUGGCUCUUCUGGAGGAAGAGGACGACAUAAACCAGAUCACAGACUACUUUUCGUACGAACACUUCUACGUCAUAUACUGCAAGUUCUGGGAGCUGGACACAGACCAUGACCUCUACAUAGACCUCAAGGACCUCUCCAGAUACAACGAUCAUGCUUCUUCAAACAGAAUCAUAGAGAGGCUGUUCUCUGGAGCUGUGACUCGGGGUAACGCCGUGCAGAGAGAGGGGCGCAUGAGCUACGCCGAAUUCGUUUGGUUCCUCAUUUCUGAAGAGGACAAGAAAAACCCCACAAGUAUUGAGUACUGGUUCCGAUGCAUGGAUGUGGAUGGAGAUGGAGUCUUGUCCAUGUUUGAGCUGGAGUACUUCUAUGAGGAGCAGUGUGAGCGAAUGGAGCGAAUGGGAAUAGAACCUCUGCCUUUCCAGGAUCUGCUGUGUCAAAUGUUGGAUCUCGUCAAACCAGAGAAUCUAGGGAGGAUUACACUGAGUGAUCUGAAGAAGUGCAGAAUGGCCCAUAUCUUUUUCGAUACCUUCUUUAACCUGGAGAAAUAUCUGGACCACGAGCAGAGGGACCCAUUCGCUGUUCAAAAGGACAUCGAUAGCGAGGGUCCGGAGCCGUCAGACUGGGACAAAUAUGCCUCAGAGGAAUAUGAGAUUCUGGUCGCCGAGGAGACGGCAAACGAACAGCUGCAUGAUGGGUCAUUUGAUGAUGACUAUGAUUCAGAAGAACUGCACGUCCCAGGUGACAUUGGAAACAAAAUGGAGAAACUUGUUAUUUCUGAUCUCACUGCUUAGAAACAUUUCCUUGGAACUGGCAUGCCUGUCUGGAAUGAGGUCUAAAGAACCGGUGUACAAUGCAUCACUUGUAAAAGAAAGAAGAAACUUUUUUGUGCAAAGGAAAAUAAAGUAUCUUGGACUUUUUGAGACUGGUAUCUUCCCAGCAUCAAAUAACUCAAAUUAAUAACAGAUACCACAAAAUUAUUAUUUAUUUUUGGAGUAAAAGAAGAUAUUUAACUGCCUUGUACAGCUGACAAUCUCACCAAAGGACUAUCAAGUACAAAAACUGUAUUUUGUAAGCAAAUGUUGGACACUGCCCUUAAGAACUGUUAUUAGAGAUUGUGCAAGUCUGUGAAGCAAUAGAAGGGAAAGACUACUGGUUGAUACAGCACCCUCUUAUGGCCAAUCUUAGUAACUGCAUGGCAUUUUUGUUUGAAGAAGUUGCCGGCCAAACUGCUGCUCUAUUCUUAGUCUAGUAUUAUCAGCACUAACUCCGCCUCUCUCCACUUUCAAUUUUCAACCGAGGAUCUGCCUAUGAAACGCUGUAUAAAAAAAAAAGUAUUCAAGUAAAAAAAAAUACCACACUCUCUGGUAGAGUUGCAAAAAUAUUUUCUUUUUGUUAAUUCAUUGAUUGGAAGUGUGAAAUCUUAAUGUUUGCUUGUUAAGAUCAAUACUACUGUAAAUCCAGUUUAAUAGAAAUAGAAGUCUGUUUUUCAGUUAUGUUUUCAGGUUAUGCCGAUGCUAAAUUACAUUAAUCUAAACAUUUUGUUCUCAACAGUUUUUUUUAUAAUUCAUGCUCACAACUCACAGGAUGUAAAAUUAUUUGGAAAUUUUGUUUUUACCCAGUUUUAUUUAGAAACUUGAAUGCAACAGAGUGAAGGAAAUGUUGCUUGAGGGGUUUUAAGUAUCUGUCAUUGCUCUCUUCUAAGUUAUGUGUAGCGUUAGCAUUAGCGUUGUAGCUCCUUGCUGGUGCGUUUGGACAGAUGUGUGCAUAGGGCUCUCCUCUGUGCACUCCUGUUAUGAGCGCGGCUGUGUUUGUUCAUAAAGAUGGAGGAGGUGCUUUUCAAGUGUUUUGCUGAGACUCUGUUUAUACACCCCUGUCGUCACCACGGUAACACUGUCCCCAUCCUGGGAUUGUUUGUAGAAGUUUUAAUUAGGGAUAGGACAGUGCUUGUCCAGUGGCUCCAAAGCUCCUGCCAUAUACCUCCUGUAUGUUGGUUACUGUAGACAGCUCCUCUGCCCUCUGUACAUGUGCCUGACUGUAUUAUAGCUAAAUAAUGUUACAUUAUAUUAUGAAGCCUUUAUAAAUAUGACGGCUGUGAUCUUUUUAUGUAUUUGAUUUGUAUUGUUGUGCCACUGUGUGGCUGUAGACUGGGAAGGGAGGGGGUAAAUUAUAUCAUGUGUGAAUAUUUGUGUGCACAGGAAAUGGCCCCAGCACAUGCCUGAAUCCUUUGGAGGACUGAUCUCCACUGACAAUCAUUCAUGAGACCAGCACUGCUCACAGUGUCCACACUGUGGCAGCAGAGAGUCCGCUGCUCAUACAGCUCUAUGCAAAGACCUGGUGCCCAGCAUCAGGCAGGAGUGAAGCCAUGUACGUCUCUACUGUGAGAGAGGCAGACUUUAACUGGUGUACUUCCUCUGUGCAGAGGAGCUUAUCUAAGUCUAGGCUUCAAUGGAUACUAAUACGGCAUGGUUUUCUUUGUUUUCAGUUUGUUCUUAUACCUGUUGCUGCCAUCUAAAGAUUAAGUUUAAAUAAAGAUUCAAGAUGUUCUGA
This is a messenger RNA of Boleophthalmus pectinirostris (great blue-spotted mudskipper), 6777 nucleotides long. Its product is annotated as serine/threonine-protein phosphatase 2A regulatory subunit B'' subunit alpha-like. Lineage: Eukaryota; Metazoa; Chordata; Actinopteri; Gobiiformes; Gobiidae. Gene Ontology annotation, biological process: protein dephosphorylation. The record is from RefSeq and is a predicted model, not a curated record. Gene Ontology annotation, cellular component: protein phosphatase type 2A complex. Gene Ontology annotation, molecular function: calcium ion binding; protein phosphatase regulator activity.